UACUUUACAUUCAUAAUGACUAAUCACGAUGUAUUCUUAAGCUUUCGCGGAGAGGAUACUCGCAAUAAUUUUACUAUUCAUCUUUAUCAUGCUUUGAUUCAAAAUGGAAUCAACACUUACAAGGAUGACAAGGAGCUGAGAAAAGGUGAAAAAAUCUCACCGGCACUUUCAAAGGCCAUUGAAGAGUCAAAGAUUUCGAUCGUAAUAUUUUCUGAAGAUUAUGCGUCAUCUACAUGGUGUUUGGAUGAGCUGUUGAAAAUCCUAGAGUGUAAAGAAUCAAAGCAACAGAAGGUUCUAGCAGUGUAUUAUUACAAAGUCGAGCCAUCGACAAUACGACACCAAAAAGAAAGUUUUGAAGCAGCGUUCGCUGAACAUGAAAAAAAGUUCGAUGAUGCUAAAGUUCAGAGGUGGAAGACUGCCUUAAAUCAAACUGCCGGGCUAUGCGGUUUUCAUUUGAAGAUCAACGAGGACGAAUAUGAGUUUAUCCAGAAGAUUGUUCAAGAGAUCUCAACAAGCUUACCAAAUCGUUUUGACUUGCAUGUUGCCGAGUUUCCGGUGGGAAUAAAGUCUCGUGUAGAAGAUAUUAAUAUGCUAUUAUGUAUUAAGGAGAAUGACAAAUGCAUGAUAGGGAUUUUCGGUGUUGGUGGAAUUGGAAAAACAACUAUUGCAAAAGAGAUGUAUAAUCGCAUUACUGAUCAAUUUGAAGGUAGCUGUUUUCUUGCAAAUGUUAGAGAAUCUUCAAAACAAGAUCAAGGCGGUCUCGUAAAGUUGCAACAGACAAUUCUUUAUGACAUUCUUAAAGAUUCAAGUUUGAAAGUUAGUAAUGUCGAUCGAGGAAUCAAUUUGAUAAUGGAGAGACUUUGCCGUAAAAGAAUUCUUUUGGUUCUUGAUGAUGUUGAUUGUUUGGACCAAUUAAAAAAAUUAUGUGGAAGAUGCGAUUGGUUUGGUUGCGAUAGUUGAAUCAUCAUAACAACAAGGGAUGAGGGUUUACUAACUAAGCAUCAUGUUCAUUUCAAAUAUCGUAUGAAGGAAAUGGAUCACCAUGAAGCUCUUCAGCUCUUUAGCCA
Messenger RNA from Carya illinoinensis, 1067 nucleotides. Its product is annotated as toll/interleukin-1 receptor-like protein. Gene Ontology annotation, molecular function: ADP binding. The transcript has 2 exons. The coding region runs from base 16 to 960 and encodes 314 amino acids. The record is from RefSeq and is a predicted model, not a curated record. Gene Ontology annotation, biological process: signal transduction; defense response. NCBI's taxonomy places the organism in Eukaryota, Viridiplantae, Streptophyta, Magnoliopsida, Fagales, Juglandaceae.